AUGGAGGAGUUCCAGGACGUGACACAGCACGACCCAACCGCAGUGGUCGUCGGAACCGCGCCGGAACAAAUGCACUAUGAGCGGCUGACCGAAGCGAUGCGAGUGCUUCAGACCAACCAGGAUAGCCAUCUCAUAGCGGUGAACAAGGGCCGGUACUUCCAACGAGCUGAUGGCCUCGCCUUGCAGGCCGGCCCAUUUGUGGCGGCACUGGAAUAUGCCACAGGCAAGACCGCCACGGUUGUCGGCAAGCCGGAUUGGGAGUUUUUCCAUUCGGCCGCGGAGGAUGCGUCCGGGACCAUUGGCUCCGCUACCGAGCUGCCCUUGGGCAACUUCGUGAUGAUAGGGGACGACGUCAUAGACGACGUCCAAGGCGCCAUGCGUGCUGGCAUGAGGGCGAUCCUCGUGAAAACAGGCAAGUACCGCCCUGGAGACGAGAAUCGGUGCGAGACAUCGCCCCUGGCCGUGGUAGACAGCCUUGAACACGCCGUGGACUUCUUACAUGACACUGGAUUGCUUGAAUGA
Molecule: messenger RNA, 522 nt
Organism: Symbiodinium pilosum
Lineage: Eukaryota; Dinophyceae; Suessiales; Symbiodiniaceae
Source: the annotation of a GenBank genome assembly